AUGAAAGUAAAUGGUGGCCUUGGCACUUCAGAUGAAAUUUACGUGGACAUGUCGGCUGAAAAUGCACGCUCGGCUCAUGUUGAUAUGACUUCAAAAAGUAAAUCUGCAUCAAUAUUUUACAAGCUUGGCGUAGUUUCAAAUGCUUAUGAAAAUACGAUGUUUGAAAACGACCUGGUCAUGAUUUUUCCUUUGCGGGAAGGUGGCGAGGAAAAAAAAGCUGAACUGUUUAGUAUGCAAGCAUUUGUUGCUUUGCUUUUGGGAAGUGACCUCAAACACUAUUUCUGUCCUUUUCAGCGUGUACUUCGAACCCCUCGAUGCUUCCUCGACGAACAUGGAAGUGACACGGUGAAAACCAGCCACAGCGAAAGUGGCCAAGAAACCGAAAAUAGACUUGAAAGCGAACAGCAUUUUCUAGAAGCUGAGUACGAACAGUUUAUAGGCUCGACUGGCUUCACGACAGAGCGUCGCUUUUGUGAAUUAGUGGCCACGGCCAUAUCGCGACGUGUGCAGCUCGCAUGUGGCUUAACGACGCGAAUGUUUCUCAGCUGUGAUGGUGACGAAAUCAUCAUGUCGGUGAAAUCGGAGAACGAUGAUUUACGUGUGGAAGCCGAUCGUACUAACUACUGUUUGCAGUUAAGCAACAAGCCGUUUGACAUAAUGCUGCACAGAGACAAAAUUCUGGAUUUGAAGCGUGAACUUGGAUCUGUCGAAUGGCAAAAGUCAAUAGAUCAUCUACGAAAUAAACGCGGAACGGCCAACGACACGUCAGAGAUACCCGAGAUGGAUCCACUUCUUAUUUCGCGUGGCGAUGAGUUCCAUCCACAAAUUCGCCAUGCCCUUCGUCGCUGGGGACACAGAGAAGAGGCUGAUGGUAUGUUUUCCGAUCAGGAUAAUCACAGUCAGACACAUUGGAAUCGAUUUUGGACUUCGAUCUUUUCCUUACAUCACGACCCGAUGUCGUAUUUCGCGCCUUUCGCCGACUAUCGCCACGAGCCCGAAUAUCAACCUUAUUUUCGUCGCUAUCCAAUUAAUUGGGGUGGUUUUCAUGAGCAAACACUUUUCUCUCAGAAAGAUCGUAUUCGUCUGGCAUCGAGCAUCGUGGAGCGACACCUUAAUUUGGAUGCGCUUCAAGAUGCAGGGUACUUGAAAAAUCCGAUGUUUGCUCUUCAUGAUGAAGCUGCGUUGAACGAGUUUCGUACAACGUGGGCCCUAGAUAUGAAAAUGAUAUACCAGCCGAUCCACAAAAUUCGUUACUAUUUUGGAGAAAAAAUUGCGCUUUACUUUGCUUGGCUCGAGUUUUAUACCAAGAUGUUGCUUUUUCCAUCCAUUGCAGGUAUUAUCACGAUUAUUUACGAAGAGGAGCGAGACGAAGAUGGAAACGACAAUAAUCGAGGAUACUUCUUGGUCGCCUUUGCGAUCUUCGUGGUCAUUUGGUCGUCAAUGUUUUCUGAGUUUUGGAAGCGAAAAAAUGGUCUACUUGGAUCACUUUGGGGAUGUCACGCACUUUACGAAGGCCUUCAUUAUCGGCCUCAAUUUCGUGGAAUUAAGAGCUACAAUUCAAUCACUGAUGUCGAAGAGCUUACGUACGAAAAUCGAGCAAAGCGCCAUCGAUGGUUUGCUGUGUCCGUAACUGUCGUUACAAUCAUGGUUGGUAUUGUCAUAAUCGCGCUUGUUGGGCUUUUUGUACUGAAACAUCUUAUCAACGACGGUGAUACUUCAUCGAAUAUCGACAUCAAGUUCCGGACUCCACUGACCUUGGCAGUCACUGUUGGAAACGCUAUUCAAAUUUUGAUUCUCAAUAUGAUCUACAGACUUGUUGCUCGAAAACUAAAUGAUUUGGAAAACCAUCGCACAGAUGCUGAUUAUGAGAACUACUUGGCAAUCAAAGUCUUCCUCUUUCAGUUUUGUAAUUCGUUCGCUUCGUUUUUCUAUAUCGCAUUUCUCAAGCGUUCAGUAGAGAAUUCGUGUUUGUAUGGUGAUGACUGCAUGAAAGAACUACGUGAUCAACUGUUGAUUCUCUUUGUGGUUCGCAUAGGGGUGGGCAAUACCACAGAAGUAGCUAUCCCGUACCUUAAGUAUCGAUAUCAGCUAUACGUUGAGGCCAACGCGCAGGACAAUGACCAAAAGAAAGCUCGACACAAUGUUAUCGAAGCUCAAGCUAAGUUGGCACCGUACGAAAGCAAUGAAGCUUUCGAAGAUUACAACGAGCUGGCAAUUCAAUUUGGAUUUCAUAAUCUGUUUGUCGUAGCUUUUCCUUUGACUCCUUUGCUCGCGCUGAUUAACAAUAUUGUGGAAGUGCACGUGGAUGCGUCAAAGCUUUGUUUUGGUUGUCGUCGUCCAUUUCCUCACCCAGCGAAAAGUAUUGGCGUAUGGUUCUACAUCUUUCGUUUGAUGACAUAUAUCACCGUAGGAACAAACGCAGCGCUGAUCCUUUGGACGUCCGAUUUAUUUGAGAAUUACAGCAGAACGGUCAAGGCAUUAGGCUUUGUUGUUGUUUGUCAAGUCGGAUUAACAAUCUCGCUUGUUAUCGAGCGACUUGUACCUGAUAUGCCAAAUCACCUUCACUUGCUUUUAAAACGUUAUGACUAUAUAGUCGACGUCGUCUUUAAGAAUCUCUCCGAGGGUGAUAUCUCCCACCUGAACGAGGUUUCAGAAAGUCUCGAUCUAACAAUUUACCCAAAUCAUGACUGGACAGAAAAUAGUCGUGACGUGAAUACGAAGAUUGGAACGAGCAAUCAGGUUAAUGAAGUGCGGGCAGCAGGCUAUCCUCAUCACGAAGUCAAAGUAUAUAAUUCAUUUGAUAACAUUUACAAAAGCGACUACUAA
This is a messenger RNA of Plasmopara halstedii, 2826 nucleotides long. Its product is annotated as Protein required for meiotic chromosome segregation. The transcript has a single exon. Gene Ontology annotation, biological process: chloride transmembrane transport. Lineage: Eukaryota; Oomycota; Peronosporomycetes; Peronosporales; Peronosporaceae. The record is from RefSeq and is a predicted model, not a curated record. Gene Ontology annotation, molecular function: chloride channel activity. Bases 1 to 2826 code for a protein of 941 amino acids.